AUGGACCGCCCUGUUCCUCGGAGAGCCUCUGCGUUCACCGCGUCAAAAGCGACCCCCGCCGCCCUCGACAUGUACCAUAGGCCAUAUCCGACGAGCCGCACGGGCACCCCAUCUCCGCUUCUUGAGGAACCCUCGCACCAUCUGCUGCUGCCGCGCUCGAGCCCGAGGCUGACACCGACUCUCCCGCUUUCCCUCCAGCAUACGCCUCAAUCCUUCGCGUCGAAGGACGUAGCGCCGAGCAGCGUUGCCACGGAUAAUGGCCCGACGGUCUGUGGCAUGCCUCUGAAAUAUGUCUCAUUGAUCACACUCGCGGUACAGAAUGCUGCGCUCUCAAUCGUGAUGCAUUAUUCUCGUGUGUCCACACCUGCGUCCCAAGCAUACUCUCCUGCGACAGCCGUUCUGCUCAAUGAGCUGCUCAAAGGCGCGAUUUCCUUCGUUGUUGCCUUCUUUCGAGUAGCGUCUGCUGCAGAUCCCUCCGGAAUGAGGCUCACGGGAUGCUGGCUGGCGUUUCGGAAAGUAUGCCGUGACAUCUUUAGUCCGGACUGUUGGAAGCUCUCCAUCCCGGCCAUCCUAUACGUCGUGCAGAACUCGCUGCAGUUCGUGGCAAUAAGCAAUCUCCCGGUAGCUACUUUCCAGGUAACCUACCAGAUGAAGAUCCUCACAACCGCCGCCUUCUCUGUCGCGCUCCUUCGAAAGAAGAUCAGUUCGACAAAGUGGCUGUCCCUGUUUUUCCUCGCCAUCGGAGUCGGCAUCGUCCAAAUUCAGAGCGGCUCUGGUCACAUCCCUCAGCGUCAAAAUGUUGUCGUAGGCAGUGCGCAUGAAUCUGCACCGCUACACAUCCACAUCAUGAGCCCCCUGAAGGGCUUCGGCGCCGUCACUGCAGCUUGUUUCACAUCCGGCCUCGCUGGCGUUUAUUUCGAGAUGGUGCUCAAAAAUUCCAAGGCGGAUCUCUGGGUCCGGAAUGUACAGCUCUCGUUGUUUUCGCUCGUACCGGCCGUCCUCCCCAUCAUUUUCGAGACACCCGCUCCGCACUCUCGCGUUGGUGGCAGCAUCAUGUCGAUUUUACUGCGUAAUUUCGGCGGCUGGGCAUGGGCGACGGUCAUUAUACAGGUACUGGGCGGCCUGAUCACAGCAGUCGUCAUCAAGUACUCAGACAACAUCCUGAAGGGAUUCGCGACGAGUUUGUCCAUCGUUCUGUCCUUCCUGGCGUCGGUCGCGCUGUUCGGGUUCCGCAUCACCCCGUCAUUCCUCAUCGGAUCCUCGACCGUCCUGAUCGCGACGUUCAUGUACAACCAGCCACCAGGGAAGGAACUCGUCACUAUCUCGGGCGUGAUGCCUGCACGGUGUCCGACACCUACUUUCCCGAAUGUGAGCCCAGAUGCACCGAUAAUUGGACAAUUCCCGCCGCAGAAGAAGUCAUCGCCAUUCAGCAGCCCUCGUAUCCUCGCGAACGCGCUUGGGCUGGCGAACGAAAAGUCGGAGAUGGACGCUGCAUUCGGCGAGACGCUCGACACACCCCGCUACCUUAGCGCACCCUACGGCUCACCGUACCCCUCGCGGACGCCCUCGCCGAACCCCACGCCACCCUGCCCACCGCCAAAUUCUGCGCACGGGUUCGAUGCGCACGGCCGUUGGCAGUCGCAGUAG
This is a messenger RNA of Sparassis crispa, 1647 nucleotides long. RefSeq names its product UDP-galactose transporter. The coding region runs from base 1 to 1647 and encodes 548 amino acids. Gene Ontology annotation, molecular function: UDP-galactose transmembrane transporter activity. Gene Ontology annotation, biological process: pyrimidine nucleotide-sugar transmembrane transport. The transcript is spliced from 2 exons. The record is from RefSeq and is a predicted model, not a curated record. NCBI's taxonomy places the organism in Eukaryota, Fungi, Basidiomycota, Agaricomycetes, Polyporales, Sparassidaceae. Gene Ontology annotation, cellular component: Golgi membrane.